AGCUGAAGUUGCCGAUUGCUGCUUGCUUGCUGUUGACUUGUCCCCGUUGUCGUUGUCACGAAUCAGAAUUGGUUGCUUGGGAAGAGUGCUCUAGUUUUAGUGUAAAUUAGUGUGUUAUGAAUUUUCAAUUUCUUUCUUCAGAUUUAGACAAUUGUCCUCAUUCAUGGCUUUUUAAACAUUUCUAGUUGUCAGUUCUGUUUUAUGGAUUUCUUAUUGUGACUCAGUGACGUAAUAAUUAGCGACGGGCUUUUGCCCUAGUUGUUGACUUUAUGCUCAAGACUGGUCUGCACAAUGCCACAUGAAAUAGUAUACCCCCAGGGCUGUCGCCCUGUCAAUGAGGAGUUGGGGUCCGACGAGUUAAUCCGUCGUCUCAAGACACUGGCUCACACCUUGCAGGCAAUGGGACAGGACGAGGGUAUGUACCAACAGUUCAUACCACUAGCCCUACAUCUUGCUGAGGAACAUUUCCUGAUGCACCCCAGCAAAGAUGUUCAACUCCUCAUUGCCUGUUGCAUCGCUGAUGUUCUCAGGGUGUAUGCACCAGAGGCACCAUACAAGGAUCCUGAACAAGUCAAGACAAUAUUCUUGUUCUUGAUCAAGCAACUGGCAGGAUUGAAGGACCCCAAGGACCCUGCCUUCAAGAGAUACUUUUAUUUGCUGGAAAAUUUGGCUUAUGUAAAGUCGUUUAAUAUGUGCUUUGAUUUGGAAGACUGCCAAGAAAUAUUUUGCAACCUUUUUUCGCUUAUGUUUAAAAUUGUCAAUGACGAGCAUUCUAGCAAAGUGAAAAGUUUCAUGCUGGACGUGCUGUGUCCUCUUAUCACCGAGUCGGAUAUAGUCAGCAAUGAACUGUUGGAUAUUAUUUUAAUGAACAUUGUUGAACCCAAUAAGUCUACCCGCAAGAAUUCCUAUCUCCUCGCCAAAGAUCUAGUUGUCAAAUGUAGUGACACUUUGGAGCCUUAUAUUCAAGCUUUUUUCAACCAUGUGCUGAUCCUGGGAAAGGAAGAGAAAGGGCUGGGAAUCUGCACGAAAGUUUAUGACCUAAUCUAUGAGCUCAACAAGAUCUGUCCGUCGGUACUAUUGGCGGUACUGCCACAGCUGGAAUGUAAGCUCAAGUCCAACCAAGAGAGUGAGAGAUUGGGAGCUGUAGCUCUGCUAGCCCGGAUGUUCAGUGAAAAGGAUUCUACCCUGGCCAAGCACCACUCUCAACUGUGGAGGGCCUUCCUUGGAAGGUUCAAUGAUAUAAGUGUAUCAAUAAGAAUAAAGUGUGUCCAAUACUCUAUGCAUUUCUUGCUGAAUCACCCUGAGCUGAGGAAAGACAUCACAGAGACAUUAAAGAUGAGGCAACAUGACUCGGACGAAAAUGUACGUUACGAAGUUGUAAUGGCAAUCGUCUCUACUGCCAAAAGGGACUUUGAGGUGGUGUCAGAUAGCGAAGAUCUGCUGGAAUUUGUUAAGGAACGUACUUUGGACAAGAAGUUUAAAAUAAGGAAAGAAGCAAUGUCGGGACUUGCAAUGAUAUACAGGAAACACUUGGCGGAUGGAGACUUGCCUCAAGCUACUAAGAAAGCUGUCACAUGGAUAAAAGAUAAAAUUUUACAUGGCUAUUAUAUGGUGGGAAUGGAGGACAGGUUACUUGUUGAAAGGCUACUGAACACAUCUUUGGUACCUUACACUCUAAUGCCGGAAGAGAGGAUGAAGAAACUGUACCAUAUGGUGGGGACAAUUGACGAUCAUGCAACAAAAGCAUUUAUUGAGUUACAGAAAAGUCAACUCACGGUAAGGAAGAGUGUAGGUGAGUGGUUGGAACUGCAUAGGCGGACACCUAGUGUGGAGAGAGACAAGGAAAUUGCAACCCGCAUCAUCACUAUCUCUCGUUUCUUGCCUGAACCUCUUAAGGCUCAAGAAUUUCUUGCCAGGUUCUCCAAACACAUGCUUAAGGACCAAAAUUUAUUGUUGGGUAUGGAAGCUUUAGUGCGUCCGGACAUGACUUGCAAGGACUGUACAUUCACUACAGGCCUGAUACUGAAAAAGCUUGGGCAACCGGUUAUGACAAAUCUAUAUUACAAUACAGUAAAAAUGCUUCUUGAGAGAAUAUCCUCAGUGAUGGUGGACCACAUAGCAAUACGGGUACUGAUUGGAUUUGUUGAAGACUGUUUACGAGGAGGCAACCUCAUAGAUGAAAUUGGUCUUCACCCCAACACUGCCGGAGAGAGAGGCCUUAAACUACUUGUGAUGCUGUCUUACGUGUUCCCUAACCACUUCUUAUAUGAUGAUAUCAUUCAUCACUUAAUUAGAAUAGUGAAAAUGGAAGAUGAAUAUAUUGCACCACCAGUCCUGGAAGUGCUCACAUUCCUGGGAAAGUACAAACCAAUUGAUGAACAGUUUCCAGAAGAAAUGAACCAACUAGUCCCAAUUUGCAAAAACUUCGUAGAAUCUGGAACUCCUAAACAGGCUAAACAGGCAAUACGUUGUUUAUUCAAGAACACCACUGGAAAUGUUGAGACAUUAUUUUCUGAAAUUUUAGAGAAAGUCAAAGAAAACUUAACACCCACGUCACCUCACUACAGGACAGCAAUUGUAGCUCUUGGUCACAUUGCCUACAAUCUGCCGGACUACUACCCGAUACACAUUAAAAACCUGGUUUCAAGAAAGAUUGUGAAGGAGUUACUUGUGAAGGAGAGCGAUGGCAGCGGACAACACAUAGAGAGUGACUGGUGUACAGAAGAAGAAUUGCCAGAGGAGACUAGAUGCAAGGUCGAGGGUUUGAAAACGAUGGCUAGAUGGUUACUAGGACUAAAAGUGGACAAGGUAUCGGCACAGAAGACAUUCAGGAUGUUAGCAGCGUUUAUGACACACAAGGGAGACCUCCUGCAGUCUGGAAAACUUAGCAAAGCGGAGAUGGCAUGGCUGAGAGUGGCUGCCGGCUGUGCUAUGCUGAAGAUCUGUGAGCAGAAGGGUGUAGGCGAUCAGUUCUCUCCUGAACAAUUUUACAACCUCUCCAACCUCAUGACUGAUGAGGUACUUCAAGUGAGAGAACUGUUGCUCACCAAACUUCACAAGGGUCUUGGUCGAGGUCUGCCUAACAAGUGCCUGCCUCUGGAUUUCAUGGGAUUCUACGUCUUGUCAGGCUUCGAACAAGACAAGAGGCUCAAAUCUACUGCAAGGAGUUUCAUGGUUCUUGAUAUCAACAAAAGAAGAGAAUAUGCAAAGUCACUUACAAUGGGGUCGUCAGGAUACAGCAUAGAAAAAGCUAUGGCACAGUUGCCCCACAUCCUGCCAGACUACAUGCUAGUGUUUGCCGUCCCCAUCCUGGUCCACAGUCCGCACUUCACUUCACAUGAGGACAUUGACGAGCUCACUAGGCUGCGCUCCUGCCUCUGGUUCAUACUGGAACCUCUAAUCCUAAAGAACGACUCCUACUGUUAUGGUUUUUACAAAGAGCUUAUUGAGAAGAUGAAGAACCACAAGGAUGCUGUCAAAUCAGAUGAUGUCAACAUCAAUUGUAAAUUAUGGGCACUUUGUGACUUGGCAAUGGACAUUCUAAAUCAGAAGACUGUGAAUUUUGAGCUCAAAGACUUUCCUUCAGAGGCCAGAAUAUCUCCAAUGUACUUCAAAAAGCACGAAGAUCCAAACUUUGUCAACACAAGGUUAUACAUUCCUCCAGAACUUCAGGUUAGUGGCAAUGGAAAAAAGGGGUUGAACAGUACAACACACACUGUGCCAGUAGAGAGGUCAGUGAGAAAACUGAGGGGUAGGAAACAGCCAGUGGAGCUUUCAGACCCUAACCAGACUGAUGUCAAGCUGCCCAAAGAAGAGGAGGAUAUGUGCGUCAUAGGUGUGAGCCAGCCUAUUGAUGCAUUGCCUGCCUCUGCUUCAGACACUCAGAUACAUCUUCCUGGAAUGGAAGUUGAUUCUGAUGGUGAUGACGGGGAGCCACAAACAAAGCGGGGGCGGGUGACGAAGGAGGAGGCAGUCGAGUGAUAGUGCUAGUUCCUUGUGGACACUAAAUCUGUACUGGACCACCCUUAUUGGGUUGAUACAGUUGUGCGGUUCCUAGAAAAACCCAACACUACCAAAGAAUUCAUUCAUUCAGCACAUAAUUGAUUGGAUAGUGUAAAAGAUAGUUGUAUGCUAAGACUAUGAAGGACUUUUCAGUGAUUUUAUAGCCACUUCUUAUCUUAAUUUUUAAAAUGAUUAGAAGAACUCUAUUAUAUGAUUUUAAAAGUCUGUAUUUUAGAGUCCUUAUUGUAAACAAUGGAUCUCGACAGGUGUAUGUUAAGUAAAUAUUGGCUGGACUCAAAAUGUAAGAUUAUUUUUUUAGUUUAUAAUUUUGAUUUUUUAUUUCUAAUAUAGUACUAGAACAACUUCAAGGAAGUACAAUGUAAAUGCUUUAUUACAUACGAGGUCCUCUGUUUAAAGAACAACCGGUUUGUUUUAAGUUAUUUAUCUUGAUAUAUUACAAUAAAGUCAAUCAUAAAUCAAUACUUGUAUGAAUACAAAUCAAAUUGAACUCUAGCUUGUAAUAGUUGAGUUAGUUAUUGACAGACAUUUGUUAACAAAUUGUUGUUUUUCAUUUAAGCCUUUUGUUGUUUGUUUAUUCAAAAUCGUCAGUUGUUGUAACCAUCUUUGCUUUGGUUUAACACUCUGUUGACUAAAGGACUCUCCACAAUGAGACUGAAAUAUUUCAAUUUUGUGAGCAAAGUUUUAAAACUGUGUGAAGCUUAAAACUUAGAUGUGAGAUAUAACACUGGCCAAUUUUAUUAUGGGUUUUAAAAGGAGAGUUUAUUUUAUUCAACGUUUAGGGAUACUUAUCGUAAAGGUUACCUGGGACAAAUACUUUGAAAUGCCAGGCUUAAAACAGUCUUGUUAAAAAAUGUAUUAUUUUGUAUUUUGAACUGUUUUCCUAUUCUUUCACUAUAAUUUCUAUAUAAAUUGGAUUAGUGCGA
This is a messenger RNA of Homalodisca vitripennis (glassy-winged sharpshooter), 4946 nucleotides long. RefSeq names its product sister chromatid cohesion protein PDS5 homolog B (gene pds5). Lineage: Eukaryota; Metazoa; Arthropoda; Insecta; Hemiptera; Cicadellidae. Gene Ontology annotation, cellular component: chromatin; nucleus. The record is from RefSeq and is a predicted model, not a curated record. Gene Ontology annotation, biological process: mitotic sister chromatid cohesion; DNA repair. The transcript is spliced from 25 exons. The coding region runs from base 292 to 3981 and encodes 1229 amino acids.